Messenger RNA from Neltuma alba, 2283 nucleotides. Its product is annotated as cysteine-rich receptor-like protein kinase 10. The record is from RefSeq and is a predicted model, not a curated record. The coding region runs from base 1 to 2283 and encodes 760 amino acids. Gene Ontology annotation, biological process: defense response to bacterium; protein phosphorylation. NCBI's taxonomy places the organism in Eukaryota, Viridiplantae, Streptophyta, Magnoliopsida, Fabales, Fabaceae. Gene Ontology annotation, cellular component: plasma membrane. The transcript has 10 exons. Gene Ontology annotation, molecular function: protein serine/threonine kinase activity; ATP binding.
AUGGAUUCUAUUAAGGCGUUCCUGCUCCUUGCUCUUCUAAUCUUUUUCAUUGCUAGAAUCAAUGCACAGGAACCAGAGGUGGAUUGUUCAGGCCCUACUUGUGCCCCAAACAGCACAUAUCACUCAAAUCUCAAUCGCCUGCUUUCAACUCUUUUCUCCAACGCCAAUAGCAUUGGUAGCUUUUACAACACCACCGUCGGACAAAACGACGACGCCGUUCACAGUCUCUACCUCUGCCGCCGAGACACCACCGUCUCCGCCUGUCAAGCAUGUGUUUCCCGGGCAACCAAAGAUAUCAAGCAAUGCCUCAAUUAUACCCAAGCCCUGGGUUGGUACGACAAGUGCAUGUUACGAUACUCCGACGCCGAUUUCUUCUCCAUAGAGCAAGAUGAUCCCACUCGCGUCCUCUUCAACAACGGCAACGCAACAGAUCCCAAAAGCUUUAUGCAACUGGUGAUCGAUACCAUGAAUGCGGUGGCCAGAGAAGCGGCGUACCGCGGCGGCGGGGGUAGCAAGAAAUUUGCGACGAAAGAAAAAAACUACAGUUCUUUUCAAACUCUGUACACUAUGGCGCAGUGCACACCGGAUAUAUCUAGAGAUGACUGUUAUAACUGUCUGAGAAGAACAAUCCGAGAGUAUCCGAAUUGCUGUUUUGGGAGGUUAGGGGCAAUCGCACGCGCCUUCAGUUGCAACGUAAGGUACGAAUUGUACCCCUUUUAUGGAGUGAUUUCGUCGCUUCCUUCCCCUCGUGUGCCAGAGUCAGCCUUCACUUCCAAUGAUAACGGCAAGCUUUCGGCUAGGACAAUUAUCGCCAUAGUAGUUCAAACAGCGAUAGUCAUAUUGCAAGCCUCGUUCUGCUUCUUGUGCCUUCGGUGGCGGAGAGCAAGUAAGAAUGCUUCAGUUCCUAAAACAGGUGAGACUUCAAGUGUAGAGUCUCUAAAGUUUGAUUUGGAUACCAUCAAAUCAGCCACAGACGACUUCUCCCCCGACAAUAAACUAGGCCAAGGUGGGUAUGGCGAGGUGUACAAGGGCAUUUUACCCGGUGGACAAGAGUUAGCUGUGAAGAGAUUAUCAAGUAGUUCCAAACAAGGUGUACUAGAAUUUAAGCAUGAAGUAGUUACAAUGGCAAAACUACACCAUAGAAAUCUUGUGAGGUUUCUCGGAUUUUGUUUGGAUGAAGAAGAAAAGAUACUCAUAUAUGAAUUUUUGCCCAACAAAAGCUUGGAUAAUUUUUUGUUUGGACUUGAAAACAAAACUAAAUUGAAUUGGUCAAAUCAAUACAAGAUUAUUGAAGGCAUUGCAAGGGGAAUACUUUAUCUUCACGAAGAUUCUCAAUUGAAAAUUAUACAUCGUGAUCUCAAAUUUAGCAAUAUAUUGUUGGAUGAGGAUUUGAAUCCAAAAAUAUCUGAUUUCGGUAUGGCUCAAAUUUUUGGAACUAAUCAAACUCAAGCCAGCACAAGUAAAGUUGUCGGCACAUUUGGCUACAUUGCUCCUGAAUACGCAAUGCAUGGUCAUAUUUCAGUCAAAUGUGAUAUAUAUAGUUUUGGCAUCCUAAUUCUGGAGAUCAUUAGUGGCAAGAAGAAUACAUCUUUCCAUGCAUCAAAUUAUGCUGAAAACUUGCCAACCUAUGCCUGGAAACUCUGGAGGGAAGGAUCACCAUUGGAAUUGCUGGAUCCUAGUCUAAGAAAUUCCUGUCCGGGAAAUGUAGUUAUUAAAUGCAUUCAUAUAAGCUUGUUGUGUAUCCAGGAAAAUCCAGCUCUUCAACCAACGAUACAGUUUAUUAUGGUGAUGCUAGGUAGUCACUCCGUCACCCUGCCAGAUCCUCAGCAGCCAGCUUUUUUGUUUAGUCGCCAUAGAACAGAUUCAAACAAUGAGGCAAGUUUUGAGAACAGCUCGGAUCAAUCUACAAGCACGUCUAUGCAACGAUCUGUGGAUGAAGAUCCAAUUUCUGACAUACAUGUCACGUCGUCUUCAGGUCCCUGUCAUAUCCUCAAUUUGCUGACACUUUGCAUGUGGGAUAAAAGCAAGGUUUCGGCUGCGACAAUUAUUGCCAUAGCAUUUCAAACAGCGAUACUCAUGAUCCAUGUCUCGCUCCAUGCUUCCUGUGCCUUAGAUAUGGAUGAAGAGCAGGCAAGAAUGUUUCAGUUCCUAAGACUGUUUUGGCGUCCUGAUUUUAGAGAUCAUUGUAUCAGCAGCAAGAAGAAUACAUCAUUCUAUGGAUCAAGUUCUGCAGGCCUGGAAGCUCCGGAGGGAAGGGAAGCCAUUCGAAUUGCUGGAUCCUAG